GAAACAUCCUCAACCUCGCCGCUAAUGCCUUGAGGGGUAUAUAAAUGCCGAGUGCUGCCGGGCUUGAUAAACACUUACCAGUCAACGAUUAUUGCUGCAGCAUGUUCCCAUCUUUGAUAGCAGUAAUUGCGCUUGCAGCGUGUGCUGUUGCGGCACCGGCUGAUGAACCAAUUCCCAUUGUUUCCCAAGAAUCAGAUGGACCAAAUCCCGAUGGUUCAUAUAGUUGGAAAUAUGAAACUGGAAAUGGAAUAAAAGCCGAGGAAAGUGGACAGGUGAAAAAUGCUGGUUCAGAAAAUGCCGCUGUCGAAGCACAAGGUUCGGUAUCAUAUAAAAAUAAUGAGGGUCAAGAAAUUUCAUUAACAUAUAUCGCAAAUGAAAAUGGCUUUCAACCAGAGGGUGCACAUUUACCAACAUCACCACCAAUACCAGCGGCAAUUCAAAGAGCACUCGAAUGGAUAGCCGCUAAUCCAUCAAAGGAGGAUCAAAAUAAUGUUUAAAUUUAUACAAAAAAACACACAUUUUACUUUUUCAUUUUUAUAUAGGACCUGCGAUCUCAAAAACUGACCUUGAUUAUUGAUAUAUUUGAUGAUUAUAUCGCCAUGUCCCUUGUAUGAAUAUUUUUCAAUUUGUUAUAUUAUAUAAAGGACUGGUAAUUUAUUGUUGUACAUAUUUAUUUUUUUUUUUAUCUAUAACUUGUAUUUUUAGUGAUUUUUUUUAUUACCGCCUAUUAUUAAAUAUAUUAAUAUAUUUUUACUAUACCACUAUUUCUACGAGAGGGAUGUACUUCAACAAAAAUAAAUACUGCGUUCGGUGAGAA
Molecule: messenger RNA, 817 nt
Organism: Leptopilina boulardi
Lineage: Eukaryota; Metazoa; Arthropoda; Insecta; Hymenoptera; Figitidae
Product: endocuticle structural glycoprotein SgAbd-4-like
Exons: 2
Coding region: 45-497 (150 amino acids)
Cellular component (GO): chitin-based extracellular matrix
Molecular function (GO): structural constituent of chitin-based larval cuticle
Source: RefSeq, a predicted model, not a curated record